This is a messenger RNA of Myxocyprinus asiaticus (Chinese sucker), 1525 nucleotides long. RefSeq lists its product as uncharacterized. Lineage: Eukaryota; Metazoa; Chordata; Actinopteri; Cypriniformes; Catostomidae. The record is from RefSeq and is a predicted model, not a curated record. The coding region runs from base 334 to 1200 and encodes 288 amino acids. The transcript has 2 exons.
CACCUGAACUAAAUUAUGUCUAACACCUGUCUCUAAUUUCAGUGAGCACGGGGAGAGCGGCAUAAAUAGAGCCACACUGCAAGUAGAAAAGAGAGAGAGCCUGGGCACCACAGACCCGAACAAGAAGCAAGAGUUUUGUUAUUACAAAUGAUGAGAGUUUUAUUUUGGUGAAGCGGUGUGUGAUUAUAGAUCAACUUAGUGGAUAAUGCAAAGACGCUGAGACUGCAAUUGUGCUGCAAAGAGAAAAUAAAUCCUUACCUGAACCAGGAAAGCUGCUUCUCGCCUCCACUUUACACUGGUGCCGAAACCCGGGAAUUGAAAUUUGGGUUGAAGAUGGAUGGAAGUCAUCCCGUAGAGUCCUCCCAGUUGGCGGAGAUCCUCCAAGCCCUCGCUGGCCUACAUCAGAGCCACCAGCAGACAUUGCUUGAGCUCCGACAAGACCAAGAUCGCCGGUUUGUCGAGCUCCUGCACGCUCAAGCCAAGGACCAGCAGGCAAUCCGGAGCCUCCUCAGCCAGGAGGCGUCCUCAGCCGCAACCCCGGACGCUCCCACGCCGUUACCCCUGCCCGCAUUACAGAAAAUGGGGGCGGCAGACGACCCCGAGGCCUUCCUGGAUUUGUUUAAGCGGACUGCCGAUAUCUGGGGCUGGCCGCUCGGCCAAUGGUCGGCCCGACUGAUCCCACUGUUGUCCGGGGAAGUCCAGCUCGCGGCUCAACAACUGCCAGCGACGAGCCUCCUGGCCUACGGAGAUUUAAAGAGAGCCAUCUUGCAACGGGUUGGUCACACUCCGGAGGAAAGUCAUCAACUCUUCCGGAGCUUGAAGUUGGAGAGCUCUGACCGCCCGUUUGCCUUCGCCCAGCGGCUCCGUGACGCCUGCCGAAGAUGGCUGCUAGCGGGGGACCGCGACGUCGAUGGAGUUAUCGACCAGGUGGUACUGGAGCAAUUCACACAUCGACUGCCAAAAGGGACGGCGGAGUGGGUCCAGUGCCACCGCCAGGCGUCACUGGAGGAAGCUGUCCGGCUUGCGGAGGACCACAUGGCGGCGAUCCCGAGGGCGGAAGAGCCCUCCUACAUUUUUUCUCCUCCCUCUGUCUCUUCCUCCUCCCCUCUCUCCUCUCGUUCUGCUCUCUCUCCAGGUCCCGUUCCUGCCUCACGCAGACGAGGAGGACUUCAGCCCCUGAGACCAGUUCCCCGGGUGUAGGAGGCGACACCUACCCCUAUCCCAAUGCCCCGCCGCUCUCCCCCUCAGGGGGGGGGGCGCCUGCCGACGCAAGUGUGGGCGUAGCGCCUGGGCCGGCCUGCUGGAGGUGCGGAGACCCGGGCCACUUCCGAGAUCAGUGCCCUCUGAUGGAGCUGGGGAUGGUAGCGUACCGGAUACCGACAGAUGCUUCAGACAGGGGGCUGGGGGCCGUACUCUCACAGGUGGUGGAGGGGGAGGAGCGCCCAGUGUUGUACAUUAGUCGUAAGCUCUCCUUGAGGGAAACUAAGUACAGCACCGUAGAAAAGGAGUGUCUCGCCAUCAAGUG